CUUCACCAGAUUCCAGAGAUGGCCUCCCCAUUUGACUUCAUCGUCGUCGGCAGCGGCCCGGCUGGCAGUACCGUCGCCUCCAAGCUCGCCAAUUCCCCCAAGGCACCAACAGUCCUCCUCCUCGAGGCCGGCGGACCUAAUGCAGACCCUAACCUCCGCGUCGACGGCCAGCGCUGGCUAACCUUCCAGAAUAAAGACAUGAACUGGGGAUACAAGACCACACCGCAGGAGCACUGCAACAACCGCGAGAUCGACUACUCGCGCGGCCGUGGCAUGGGUGGCUCUAGCGCCAUCAACUUCGGCGUGUACAGCGUCGGCGCCCGGGACGACUACAAUGAGUGGGCACGCCUCGUCGACGACGAUAGCUUCGCCUGGGAGCCCGUGCAGGCGCGGUUCAAGGCACUCGAGACGUUCCAUUCAGGCGUCCCAGCUGGUCUGGAUGCGAAGUAUGCGGCGCCUGCGGCCGGUGACCAUGGCAGCGCGGGCCCGCUGCAUGUGGGCUUUGCGCAGGAGUGGGAGCGCGACCUGCCCGAGCUGCUGGAUGUCUUCGAGCAGGCUGGGUUUCCGCUCAACCCGGACCAUAACUCGGGCAAUCCGAUUGGGAUGUCGGUGUUGAUUAACUCGGCUGCCAAUGGGCGUCGCUCGACGGCGGCGGAUCUGCUGCAGCCCCAGCCGGCCAAUCUGACGGUUAUCACGAAUGCGCCGGUGCAGCGGCUGGUGCUGGAGGGGAAGAAGGCAGUCGGUGUUGAAGCGGAUGGAACAAAAUACUACGCCGCAAAAGAAGUCGUCCUGUGCGCUGGAUCGCUGGAGGACCCCCGGAUCCUAAUGCACUCUGGUAUUGGGCCUGCGAAGCAGCUUGAAGAGUUCAAUAUCCCCGUCGUACAGGACGCCCCUGCCAUCGGACAGGCCUUGAAGGACCACUGCUUCGUGCCCAUCGUGAACACUCGCGUCGAGAACAGCACCCAGCGCAAGGAAUUCUACGGCGACGAGGAAGCCAUGGCCAGCGCCCUGGAGCAAUGGAAGAAGGACGGAUCAGGCCCAUGGUCAAAAUUCGCAUGCGAACUGGGCAUUGGGUGGUUCAAGCUCGACCGCCUGACUUCGUCUGCUGAAUUCCAGGCCCUUCCUGAAGACCAGAAGCGUUUCCUCUUGCAGACGACAGUCCCGCACUACGAGGUCCUCACGCAUUUCCCCAUCCACUGGUUCAUUCCUGGGUUUGCCAAGGAGGCUCUCAACUACUCCUGCCUGCUUGUCUUCCUCUUCAACAGCCAGGUUAACGGGGAGGCUGUCCUGCAGUCCGCAGACCCUAAUACGCCGCUCAAGUUCGACCCCAAGUUCCUGUCGCACCCCUUUGACCGCCGCGCGGCAAUCGAGUCUCUGCGUGAUUCGCUGCGUAUCGCGCAGUAUGAUGGCUACACGAAGGAUAAUGUGCAGCAGCUGGCUGGGCCAAAGUCUGACUCGGACGAGGAUCUGCUGGAGUACUGGCGCGAGAAUAUCUCGUCCAGCUGGCAUAUGACGGGAACGGUGAAGAUGGGCAAGCCGGGUGAUGCAGAGGCGGUCGUCGACAAGGACUUCCGCUUGAUCGGGAUUGAGAACCUGCGAGUUGCCGAUAUGAGUGUCGUUCCGGUGCUGUCGAACUGCCACGUUCAGGCUGUGGCGUAUGUGACUGGGGCUACAGCUGCGGAUAAGCUGAUCAGGGAAUACCAGUUAGACACUGCUGGAGCUGCUGGCGUCGGAAAGCUAUAGCUUGCAAAUCAAAGGAACUGAAUCCGAGACUGUAUGUAAUGCAUGGAAAUUGGCAGGAUGCAUUGAACUUGAUAGAGGUAUACCCAACGCC
Aspergillus versicolor CBS 583.65 is the source of this 1834-nucleotide messenger RNA. Its product is annotated as GMC family oxidoreductase. The coding region runs from base 19 to 1743 and encodes 574 amino acids. Gene Ontology annotation, molecular function: flavin adenine dinucleotide binding; oxidoreductase activity, acting on CH-OH group of donors. NCBI's taxonomy places the organism in Eukaryota, Fungi, Ascomycota, Eurotiomycetes, Eurotiales, Aspergillaceae. The record is from RefSeq and is a predicted model, not a curated record. The transcript has 3 exons.